AUCCCGGCCAAAUGUUGAAUCCCUGUAUCAUUCGCUGCCUCAGUCUGUGCGAGAAAUCAAUUUCCACUCAACCUUCCCCUCCUCUCGCGGGGUCCAGAGGAAGACAGAGCGGAGGGCAAAAGACUCCCGAGGUGCUCUUUAUGCCCAUCCUGGCUCCCAGGGUGAGCCCAGGGAGGGAGAGAGGGAUGGUCCUCCAGGAGGGUCCGGGGUGGCCAGCGGGGCCCAUUUCACAGCCCAAACACAAACCCCCCAACCGGGAGGAUCAGCACCAGCCCCUCAGUCCCACAAGCAAUGCCGUAAGGGACAUAGGUUUCAAAGAGGAAAGGAAAGGAAGGUCCCGAAUAGAGAGGGAGAAGGAGAGAGACACUUGGGAUUUGGGUUUGGAGAAGGGAUGGGGCCGUGGGGAGGGGAGAGAGCAGGAAUCAGGAUCUUACCCGACCAAGCAGGCAGGUGAUCGUUCCUGCGGGGGGAAGGGGGGGAGCGGGGGAUGCGAAAAUGGCAAAAGAAUGCGUCCUGCCGCCCAGCCGUUCCCAGCGCGCUCUCUCCCGGUGACCGUGCGGGAAUCGGAGGGGGCGCAGGAGACUCACCUCGCCGCCUGCCACCUGCUCCGCGGGGACGGGCCCCAGAACCUCCAAAGCUCUCGCUUCUCAAUCAAUCUGGUGCUGAGGUUUCAGAUGUGAGUCAAUGGCUCUGAGUCUCGGGCUGCAGGAUUCGCCGUGAAAUCAGGACCUUGGAGAGCUCCCGCCGCUGCCGCAGCCGCCAGCGCUGCAGCCCCUGCGUUUCUAUCCACCGAGCGGGGUCCCCUUGCCUGAGCCUUGGGCGCAGCGCCCCCGACUGCACUCGGCCUCAUCGGCAUCUUCAGCCAUUCGACACCCCCUCCCCCCAAAUGCUGAGGAUCUGGUCAUGCUAAAGUGAUCACAGUGGCUCAUGUGGGGGGGACAGGGAGGAGGGGGAGAGCGGCCGUGCUGGGCUUCUAUAUACUAUGCUUCCCACAGUUGCUGGGUCUGGGAGGGUUCAAGGGAAAUCCUAGGGAAAUGUGCUGGUGGAAGACGAUUAAUCGUAAUCAUGAGGCUCCCAACGCAGGUAACUCUUAGAGCCCUGAGAGAGGGGAGCUCAGAGCAGGAUUUCGGAGGCAGUGCCCUCUCGCAUUCUCAUUGGAUCCUUCCCAGCAGCCUCAGUCACUCUUGCUGCUCUCUCUACCCGGAUGCCUACAGCCUCGCUCACUAGUUCUCUCUCUAGCUCCUUGUCUUCAGCACAGCUUUUGACUCCUCUUUUGCAGAUUUCCCUGUAUUCCAGCUCCUGUUCUCUGGGGUUACAGGACUUGUGUUUUUCUCCACUCUGUGGGGAGGUGGAGUCUGUGAAUUUUCAUUUUGGCUGCCUAAAGAUCAUCCCAUUAGAAGCCCCUUUCCACCACCACCGCUCCCCCCACCCCCAAACUAAAAGGCACCUCCUCCACAUUUUGCUCCCCUUCCUUGGGGGUUCUUGGCUCUCCGGGUAACGGGUUUUGACUUGGUUACAUGCCACCGGGAAGCGCUGAUUAUUUCAAAGUUCCACCAGCCUGCAGCUCGUCACCGUACCUUGCUUCGGGAGAUCAUGGAAUGUCUGUGUGAAUUCUGGAGAUAUUUGUUCUCCCUGUCAUCGUGCUUCCGGCGAUUUCCUUUGGUGUUGAGGGCAAGCUAAGAGGAUGAAGGCGCCAGGUGCCCAGAGGAAGCAUGGUAUGGCGCAGCGGAGCCGGUGCUGAAGUGCUCUCUCUGAUGGCUCUAUGGGAGUGGAUAGCCCUGAGUCUGCAUUGCUGGGUGUUCGCCGUUGCUGCCGUCUCCGACCAGCAUGCCACAAGCCCCUUCGACUGGCUCCUGUAUGACAAGGGACCCUUCCAUCGCUCACAGGAAUACACUGAUUUUGUGGACCGAAGCCGGCAGGGAUUUAGCACAAGAUACAAGAUAUACAGGGAGUUUGGCCGCUGGAAAGUAAAUAACCUGGCAGUUGAGAGAAGAAAUUUCCUCGGCUCCCCUCUGCCUCUUGCCCCCGAAUUCUUCCGUAACAUCAGACUUUUGGGACGUCGGCCUACCCUUCAGCAAAUCACAGAAAACCUUAUCAAGAAAUAUGGGACCCAUUUCUUGCUCUCUGCUACUCUGGGAGGAGAGGAGUCGCUCACCAUUUUUGUGGACAAGCGGAAGCUGAGCAGAGGAUCUGAAGGAGCUGAUUCCGGCACCAACAGCUCCUCGGUCACCCUGGAGACGCUGCAUCAGCUUGCUGCCUCCUACUUCAUCGACAGGGACAGCACCCUGCGGAGGCUGCACCACAUCCAGAUUGCAUCCACUGCCAUAAAGGUAGGAGGGAGUUUGCCUCCCAUGUCCGUCAUGCCAUUCUCUCUCCUACCUCUAGAAUCCAUCUCGAGCCCUAGCCG
Messenger RNA from Myotis brandtii (Brandt's bat), 2407 nucleotides. RefSeq names its product BMP/retinoic acid-inducible neural-specific protein 3. The record is from RefSeq and is a predicted model, not a curated record. Lineage: Eukaryota; Metazoa; Chordata; Mammalia; Chiroptera; Vespertilionidae. The transcript is spliced from 4 exons. Gene Ontology annotation, biological process: negative regulation of mitotic cell cycle; positive regulation of neuron differentiation. The annotation marks the transcript as partial.